AUGAGUGAGGCUCGAAGGGACAGCACCAGCAGCCUGCAGCGAAAGAAGCCACCGUGGCUGAAGCUGGACAUCCCGGCUGUGGCGGCCCCGGCCAUGGAGGAGCCCAACUUUCUGCAGCCUCUGAGGCGCCAGAUUUUCCUAAGGAGUGUGAGCCUACCAGCAGAGACCGCCCGCAUGCCCUCGCCCCACCCGGAGCCCCGGAGGCCUAUGCUGCACCGCCAGGCGUCCAUCACACAGACCAUCCGCAGGGGCACAGCUGACUGGUUUGGAGUGAGCAAGGACAGUGACAGCACCCAGAAAUGGCAACGCAAGAGCAUUCGACACUGCAGCCAGCGCUAUGGGAAGCUGAAGCCCCAGGUCAUCCGGGAGCUGGACCUGCCCAGCCAGGACAACGUCUCACUGGCCAGCACCGAGACGCCGCCCCCGCUGUACGUGGGGCCGUGCCAGCUGGGCAUGCAGAAGAUCAUCGACCCCCUGGCCAGGGGCAGAGCCUUCCGCUUGCCAGAGGAUACCUCAGAUGGCCUGAGCGCCCCACACACGCCCAUCACACCGGGAGCAGCCUCCCUCUGUUCCUUCUCCAGCUCCCGUUCAGGCUUCAACCGGCUUCCCCGGCGGCGGAAACGAGAGUCGGUGGCCAAAAUGAGCUUCCGGGCAGCGGCGGCGCUAAUGAAGGGUCGUUCGGUGAGAGAUGGCGCAGCACGCAGGGCGCAGCGCCGUAGCUUCACUCCUGCCAGCUUCCUGGAGGAGGACACGGCUGACUUCCCGGACGAGCUGGACACGUCCUUCUUUGCCCGGGAAGGGGUCCUCCAUGAGGAGCUGUCCACCUACGCGGAUGAGGUGUUUGAGUCCCCGUCGGAGGCGGCGCUCAAGGACUGGGAGAAGGCCCCGGAGCAGGCGGACCUCACUGGUGGGGCCCUGGAGCGCAGCGAGCUGGAGCGCAGCCAUCUUAUGCUGCCUCUGGAGCGCGGCUGGCGGAAGCAGAAGGACGGUGGCUCUGCGGUCCCCCAGCCCAAAGUGAGGCUUCGGCAAGAGGUGGUGAGCACGGCGGGGCCGCGGAGGGGCCAGCGGAUCGCAGUGCCAGUGCGCAAGCUCUUUGCUCGGGAGAAGCGGCCGUACGGGUUGGGCAUGGUGGGCCGGCUCACCAACCGCACCUACCGCAAGCGCAUCGACAGCUACGUCAAGCGUCAGAUCGAGGACAUGGACGACCACAGGCCAUUCUUCACCUACUGGCUCACCUUCGUGCACUCACUGGUCACCAUCCUGGCCGUCUGCAUCUAUGGCAUCGCUCCAGUGGGCUUCUCGCAGCAUGAGACCGUAGACUCGGUGCUGCGGAACCGCGGCGUCUACGAGAACGUCAAGUACGUGCAGCAGGAGAACUUCUGGAUUGGGCCCAGCUCGGAGGCCCUCAUCCACCUGGGCGCCAAGUUCUCACCCUGCAUGCGCCAGGACCCGCAGGUGCACAGCUUCAUCCAGGCAGCUCGGGAGCGGGAGAGGCAUUCCGCCUGCUGUGUGCGCAAUGACCGCUCUGGCUGUGUGCAGACCUCGGAGGAGGAGUGCUCGUCCACAUUGGCCGUUUGGGUUAAGUGGCCUGUCCACCCCAGUGCCCCAGACCUUGCUGGUCACAAGAGGCAGUUUGGCUCAGUCUGUCACCAAGACCCCAGAGUGUGUGAUGAGCCCUCCUCUGAGGACCCCCAUGAAUGGCCUGAUGACAUCACCAAGUGGCCAAUCUGCACUAAAAGCAGCGCUGGGAACCACACCAACCACCCCCACAUGGACUGUGUCAUCACGGGCCGUCCCUGCUGCAUUGGCACCAAGGGCAGGUGUGAGAUUACCUCCCGGGAAUACUGUGACUUCAUGAGGGGGUACUUCCAUGAGGAGGCCACGCUGUGCUCUCAGGUACACUGUAUGGAUGACGUGUGUGGCCUCCUGCCCUUCCUCAACCCUGAGGUGCCAGACCAGUUCUACCGCCUGUGGUUGUCCCUCUUCUUGCACGCAGGGAUCCUGCACUGCCUGGUGUCUGUCUGCUUCCAGAUGACCAUCCUGCGGGACCUGGAGAAGCUGGCGGGCUGGCACCGCAUCUCCAUCAUUUAUCUGCUCAGUGGCAUCACUGGCAACCUGGCCAGUGCCAUUUUCCUACCAUACCGGGCAGAGGUGGGCCCAGCUGGCUCGCAGUUCGGCAUCCUGGCCUGCCUCUUUGUGGAGCUGUUCCAGAGUUGGCAGAUCCUGGCUCGGCCCUGGCGGGCUUUCUUCAAGCUGCUGGCCGUGGUGCUCUUCCUUUUUGCCUUUGGGCUGUUGCCUUGGAUCGACAACUUUGCCCACAUCUCCGGCUUUGUCAGUGGCCUCUUCCUCUCCUUUGCCUUCUUGCCCUAUAUCAGCUUUGGCAAGUUUGACCUGUACCGCAAGCGCUGCCAGAUCAUCGUCUUCCAGGCUGUGUUCCUGGGGCUGCUGGCCGGUCUGGUGGUUCUCUUCUACUUCUACCCGGUGCGCUGUGAGUGGUGUGAGUUCCUCACCUGCAUUCCCUUCACCGACAAGUUCUGCGAGAAGUACGAGCUGGACGCCCAGCUGCACUAGCUAGCCUGGGGCCUGGGGGCCGCGGCCAUGCUCCAGCAGGUCCGGAGCUGGCGCCAAGGCCAUUCCUGCCCUCACCUGCUGGCGGGACCCUCGUGUUUCUGAACUCAGACCUCUGUGCCUUGUUCACUUUUGUUGGACUCCUUAUGCCGCUGUGUUUGUUACACUAGUGUCCAUAAUCACUUUCUAACUAGUUUCUUGACAACCACCUCAUGUGGCUAGUAAACCAACGGGAGCGUUUUAGCUGCCAUUACUUUGA
Molecule: messenger RNA, 2827 nt
Organism: Elephantulus edwardii (Cape elephant shrew)
Lineage: Eukaryota; Metazoa; Chordata; Mammalia; Macroscelidea; Macroscelididae
Gene: RHBDF1
Product: rhomboid 5 homolog 1 (Drosophila)
Exons: 17
Coding region: 1-2571 (856 amino acids)
Biological process (GO): regulation of epidermal growth factor receptor signaling pathway; regulation of protein secretion
Cellular component (GO): endoplasmic reticulum membrane
Molecular function (GO): serine-type endopeptidase activity
Source: RefSeq, a predicted model, not a curated record